UUUGACUAGUUACCAACAUAUUUUUCCAGUACUCUUUUUUCUAACUGUAGAUUAUUUUAAAUUUAUUUAAUUUCCUUUAUUCAACUGUUUAACUAUUAGUUAACAUAUUUAUUCAAAUUUUGCCAUUUCACAUUAUUCUACAAAUUUUACUGUCUAUGUUUUGAUCACUUUCAAUUCUUUGAAUGUAUCUUACCUCGGUGUUUUCUCUGCAAAUUUUAAGGUUUUUCAUUCAAUCUGCUCUAAAUGGAUUCUCCAUUGGUUAAUAAAUUUAUAGAUGCUCCUAUUUUCAGACCCGGUGAGGAAGAAUUUAAAAUUGGACCAGCUAAUUAUCUCCGAAAAAUCUCCAAAAAUCAUCCAAACAUACCUUGCUGUAUUAUUGCUCCUCCUCAGUCAUUCAAUCCCUAUUUUAGUCUUGAUCAAGACACUUUUAAAUUUAAAACAAUCAAGCAAGACUUCCUUAGCAACGAAGAUGUCCCUGCAGAAAAAGAAUUCACAUUUCGCGAAUAUCACCGAAUGGGUGAUAGUUUCAAAUGCGAUUACUUUGGUAAACCUCCAAAUAGGGUGCCCUUAGAGGAAAUUGAUGAAAAUUUCUGGACUUUAGUCUCUCAGGGUGAAGAUGUUCAAAUUUUCUCUGCUUAUCGUUUAUCUACUAAUGUCUACGGAUCAGGAUUUCCAACUCGAAAGCCGGGAUCUUUCUUAACAAAAGACGAUGAAAAAUACCUUGACCACACUUGGAAUUUUCUAAAUAUUCCAGAAUCAGAGGAUAAUAUAUUUAGUUUUCUUGGAAACCAAUUAAGAGAUAACACAGUUCCUACAUUGGACAUUGGCAUGUGUUUUUCACAUCGUGGGUGGAGGAGAGAUGUUCACUGGUCAUAUUCGAUUAAUUAUUUACAUUGCGGUGAUUCAAAAAUAUUUUAUGCUGUUUCUCCUGACGAUAAUCAUCUCUUUGAGGCAGAAUUUGAUUCAGGAUCAAUUCCUUUACCCAUCGAUUUAAUUGGAGAAACAACUGCCACCUCUAAUUCAUCCGACGCAUUAUUGAAAGCUUCAAAGCGGAAACUUAAGGUUUUCAAAGCUGAACUUCAUCCCGGUCAUUUUCUAGUAACAUUUCCGUCCGUGUAUUAUAUGAACUAUGAUUCUGGAGUCAAUGUAGUUGAGUCUGUGGUCAUUGCUCCUAUUAGUUGGAUUCCAAUUGGCCAUAAAGCUAUCGAAUAUCUCUGUGAUAAUAAACAAUCUCCUCUUUUUAGUCAUGAGGAGAUGAUAUCAAAGUUAGCAAUUGAUGGCGAGCUUUUUGGUAUUGAAACCUUGAAUGAAAUUUCAACCAAUCUUGAACUUAUAAUUUACCAAGAAUUGAGUUUACGAGAAGUAAUCGAAAACUAUCCAACCUGUAUUAAACGCCAACGUCAAGCUUUCGAGCUCAUUCCAGAAGAUGAUCGUCGAUGUUCAUUUUGUGGAUUCAUCAUAUUUUUCUCAGCCUUAAUCUGUAAUUGUAAAACUGAUCGCUUCGUGUGUCUCAAGCACAUUGACCAUCUUUGUAAAAAAUGUCCCCCUUCAGAUAAAGUUUUUCGUUAUAGAUAUAAAAAAGAGGAGUUUGAACAGCUGAUUCACGAAAUUAAAGUCAAGGUCAACAAUUUCGAGAAAUGGAAAACAGAAGUUAAUAGUCUGCUUUAUAAUUGGUCCGAACAAGUUCCUAUAACUGUUUUACGAAAUCUUUACGAUAUAGCUGAAGACAAAAUUUACCCGCAAGAUUGUCCAGAAUAUGAAAAGUUGUGCAAUGCUCUUCAAGAGUUUGAACAGGUUCAUAAAAUUGUCCAGGAACUUCUCGAGCAACAAAACAAAUUCAUAGAAGAAGAAAACUCCAAACGUGUUAAAUAUCAAUCAUCUUUAGCUCAAUCUUCUGCCAGGAUAAAGAAAAAGAUGGAAUCAGAAAAAGAUGAAAACAAAAAUGGAAACAACCCGGUGAAAUCAAAACUCGUAUUAUCAAGAAAUAAUGAAUCUGAUAACGAAAACCGAAAAUUAAGUGUAUUCGAAUUCUCGGGUUUCUGUGAAGUAUUAGACACUUAUCCUUUUAAAGUCCCUGGAAGUGAUGAACUUAGAAAGCUGUUAUUUCGAUGUGUUGAGAUUGAUAAACUUAUUGAUAGUUAUCUUGACGAAAAUACAUCUCUUAAAAUUGAUUCCCGAAAACUUUUGAACCUAAUUCAAGAUGCCAAUACAAUUUCAUUCAUUUGUUUUGAACGUAAACUCGACAUUCUGAAGGAAAAGUUAAUUCAGAUUAAAUGGUUAGAAGAUUGUGACCCUUUUCUUGACCGAAAGCAAAACCCUCGCUGCCGAGCAAGUAAUUUAAGCGAUUUGAAAUCUCUUAUCGAAUCUGGAAUGGACUUAAAAGCACCAUCAAAUGUAGUUACAUCUUAUCUAAAUCGCCUCAACAUGAUUUGGGAAGAAGCAAACCAUUGGUUGGACAAAGCUAAAGAUAUUCUAAAUGCAGUCAAACAAAACUCUUCAACAUUAAAUCGUGAAAAAUUGGAUUUAGAUGCGAUGGCAGAACUUAUGGAUCAAAGUGCAGAAAGUCCUGGAUUACGAGCUGUUGAUUUGAAUCCAGUUUGGGAUGAAUUGCAACAGUUGUAUAGUUUAUGUCAACAAUGGUCAAACACAGCCCUUGAAAUGAUGACAAAACUUCGAUCAGAUAAACAGAAAGAUGAAGAAAAUAUUCCAUAUGCUUCUGAGCUGGAAGAUCUUUACAAUAAAGGGAAGAAUAUUGGUAUCCAUUUUGAUGUUCUUGGUGUUAUGAAAGCUUCUUUGCAAGUUGCCAACGAUUGGAAGGAUAAAGUCAACAAAACUUUUCUUCGAAGAAACUCAUUCUAUCCUAUUGUUAAUGUAUUGGCUCCUCGAAGUAACUAUUCCCUUCCAUCAAGCAUUGAUAUUAUGAAUUGUUCAUCCCGCUCAAUAUAUCAGCAAUUGAAAAAAUUUGCAACCCAAACCCCAGCUCGUGAAGGGAGCAAGAAACUGACCGGUUUUGAAAAACAACUUUCUGGUGAUUUCAGUGCUGCAAAGAUUAAUAAGAUUUAUGAUCUGUGUGAGAAAGAUGAAAUGUCCGAGAUUCAAAUUAUAAGGGAAAAGAACACAAAGAAAAACAAUCAAAUUGCUUUUAACGAGUUUAAUGCCGCAGAUGAUGAUACUGGAGAUGGUGAUUUGAACGAGAAAGAUCGAAAAUCUAAGGAACGUGAUAGAAAUUCGAGGAAAUUUUGUUUCUGUGGUAAACCAGCAGGCGAUUGGAUGGUUCAAUGUCAACUUUGUCAAGAAUGGUAUCACGUCUCUUGCGUAUCUUCUUAUUUGCCAUUCGUUAAUUUGGUAGCAAAGGGACGUAAGCAACUGCUUAUACAAAAUUCAGAUGAUGUUGUCGAUCAAUUUAACUUUGUCUGCAUUCUAUGUUGCCGUGGAAAAAGACCUUCGAUUGAUCUUGUACAAGAGCUAAUCUAUUCUUAUACAAAGCUUCCAACUCGUGUUCUCGAAGGUGAACUGUUGGUCCGUCUUCUAAAUAGAAUACAAAGAUACCAAGAAAAAGUGAAGAAUAGAAUCGAUUCCCACUCUGAUCUAUUAGAAGGAUUCGACAUUGUAGAAAAAAAUUAUUGUUUGAAUAGUGAUUCCUCCAGUCAAGAACAAAAUAUAACAGGAUCUCCAUCUAAAAAUAAGCGAAAAUCACCUUUGAUCUUACGAAAGGAUUUAACAGAUAAUCAUGGUUUAAGACUUUCAAAUGAAUCUCGCACUAUUCUAUUGGAGCUUAUUUGCGAAGGAAAUUUAUUAGAAGCUGGUAUUCCUGAGGUACAACAUCUAUGGAAUAUCAUGCUUUUCGUAAACUCAAAUUUGAAGACUUUAGUUUUCGUUAACCCAAAUUCAACAUCAUUAGCCAUACUAGCUUCUAGUACAUUUAUGAUUGACACAAAUAAACGUACACCUGAAUCAGAUGAAGGUAAUGAAGGGGAAGCUGUCGAGACCGAUGCGACAAAAUCAAGAAACAAAAAACGAAGGCGAGAUCGUAGUGUUUUUGAGCGAAGCAAGGGCAAAAAAAAUCGUAAAGGCAAAAGUGAUAAGGAUAAUAAUGUUGACGCUGAGCCUGAACUUUGCUCACUGAGUUCCGAAUGUCUUCGGCCUGAGGGUCAAGAAGUUGAUUGGAUAUUUUGUGAAGGAAGAUGCCAAGGAUGGUUUCAUCAACUGUGUGCUGGAAUAUCUAAUCCUCAAGAAGUUGUUCAUCUUGAAAAAUAUAUUUGUGCUACUUGUCAGUCAUUAGAUGAAAUAGAAUCGUCUAAUACGGUAACUGGAAAUGGCACUAAAGACUCAAACCUCAAAAAAACAAACAAAGCUGGUAAAUCAAGUAAAAAUGGUGUUAAAUCACAUAUUCCUGCCUCGACAGAUGAAGCGUUAGUGACAACAAAAGUAUUUGAUGAUGGCUGUGAACAAGGAGGAGACAAUAGUGUUUAUUCAAAGGAUGCAAAUCUAGUUAGUGACGAUAAUGCAAUUGAAAUUGACCGAAUUGACGAAAGCAAUGUAAAUGGAAGUUUAGAUCUUCGUGAUGUCCCUAGAGUUAUAGCUGAUGAUGAAGAAACAACAUCGGUUCUCAGUGAAGAUCGUGUUUAUCAUGAAACGUCAUUUGAAAGCAUCGAAGAAAGUAUCAUUGAAAAUGAUGUUGGUAACGGUUCUCAAGUCUACGAUACAUAUGUUAAUAAUAAAGUUCAUAAUAAUGUGCAAAGUUCUAGUCAAACCGAAGCUAUCUUGCAAGCGGAACAAUCCAUGAUCAUUGAAGAGAUACCUAGCUUAACAGAGCCCACAGUAACUUCGAUUGCUGUGUGUGUUGAAAAAAAUGGAACAAAAGAGUAUAAAAAGGGUUGUGUUGAAUCCAAAGAGAUGGGUCCUAAUAUCGUAAUUUGUGAUGCUGCAAAAUUGAAAAUAAAUUGUAUCACACAACAAGGAAAACAAAUUGCUCUUGGAAAUCCAGAGACAUCUGUUCAUCAUCGUCAACCAACAAACCAGAUAACCAACCCGAAAGAAUCUUAAUUGACUUCUACAUCAUCAGUCGAUCAUAAUGAACAGAUCUCUUAAUUCAAACUGUAAAUAUGUUUAAAUGACAAUCAGCUGCUUAGAUUUGAUCUCUCCACUUAUAUUUUAUUAUUUUCAACAUUUGUCGUUCGAAAAAUUGAGACGACUGUACAAUUGAAUGCAAUCCAUGUAAUGUCUCUAAAAAUACUCCAAAUAAUAAAACCAACCAAUGAAUCAAAUACCUUUAUUUGCCAAAUUCAAUUAAUAAUGUACGAACAAAAUUAUUCAUUCACAGUUUAAAGUAAAAAUGAAAUUCAAAUAGUUUUUCACACUCAA
Molecule: messenger RNA, 5364 nt
Organism: Tetranychus urticae (two-spotted spider mite)
Lineage: Eukaryota; Metazoa; Arthropoda; Arachnida; Trombidiformes; Tetranychidae
Product: lysine-specific demethylase 5A
Biological process (GO): regulation of DNA-templated transcription; chromatin remodeling
Cellular component (GO): chromatin; nucleus
Molecular function (GO): histone H3K4me/H3K4me2/H3K4me3 demethylase activity
Source: RefSeq, a predicted model, not a curated record